AGGCCACUCCCAGCAUCUAUCAGGGAUCUGGGGGAAGAGCUUUCCCCUUUGCAGACUCGUGUUGGGGCCUGCCCAGUGGGGAAGCGGGGAGAGGAGUGGCACCAACAGAAAGUGAGAAAAGGUUCCCAGACUAUCGGGGUUCCUGCUUCUAGCUUCCCUCUCUCCCUUCCUCCCCCUUCCCCCUUUUCCCUACAUCUCCUUUCUUGGGGAUAGUGGGGAGCAAAAGGGUGCACGCAGUGAAGUCAGGUGUUGAAAUCCCCAGGGGAUUACUGGGGGGAGGUAUUUGAAAGGACAACCGUGAACAGGACUCUGGCACCAGCAAGAAAUGGCUUCACCUAGAGGCAAAGGGAGCCGCAGUGGGGCGUCCUCAAAGUGAAAGUGAAAAUAAAAGAGAAGUAGGACAGAAGAGAAACGGACAGGUUGUCGGCCACAAAGGGGUGUUUGGAGAGACCCCCGUCUUCUCCACAGGGAGGCUGUGGAGAAGGGCAGCGGGGGGCCUGAGAGCAGCCCCCAUGGGCGCAGAGUGGUGCCUGCUGCUCUGCUUGGUUCUGUCCGGAGCUGCGGACGCCGAAAGGCAGUGGCGGGCAGUGGAUGUGGUCUUGGACUGCUUCUUGGUGGAGGAAGGCAAGCACCGUGGAGGUUUUGCCAGCAAUAAGAACAUGGUGAAGGCCUUGCUGGUGCUGAGGCAGGUGCCAGUGCUGGACGAUGGCUCCCUGGAAGGCUUCGCCAAUUUCCAAAUGAGCUCAGUGGCCAAAGACAACCCACCUGUUACCUUUGAGGCUUCAGUGGAUCUGGUACAGAUUCCCCAUGCAGAGGCCCUGCUCCAUGCUGACUGCAGUGAGAAGGAGGUGACCUGUGAGAUCUCCCGCUAUUUUCUCCAGGCCAGACAAGAGGCCGCUGUUCAGACAGCAGCUUGGUUCAUCACCAACAUGCAGCUAUCUGGAGGGGGACCCAGUGUCUCCUUAGUGAUGAAGACUCUCGGGGACGCUGAGAACAAAGCUGUCUUGCACCCCACGCUGAACCUACCCCUGAGCCCCCAGGGAACUGUGCUGACUGCAGUGGAGUUCCAGAUGACAACAAGUACCCCAUCCCUGACUUUCCUUCUGGGGUCCUCUGCCUCCCUGCACUGUGGCUUCUCCAUGGCACCAGGCUUGGACCUCACCAGAGUGGAGUGGCGGCUGCAGCAUAAAGGCAGUGGCCAGCUGGUGUACAGCUGGACUACAGGGCAGGGGCAGGCCAAGCGACAGGGCGCUACCCUGGAGCCUGAGCAGCACCUCAUGGCUGGGGACGCCUCCCUCAACCUACCCAGCCUCACCCUGAAGGACGAGGGGUCCUACGUUUGCCAGAUCACCACCUCUCUGUACCAAGCUCAACAAAUCAUCCAGCUCCAUGUCCAAGCUUCCCCCAAAGUACGACUGGGCUUGGCAAAUGAAGCUCUGCCACCCACCCUCAUCUGCAACAUCGCUGGCUAUUAUCCUCUGGACGUGACUGUGACGUGGACCCGAGAGGAGCUGGGUGGAGUCCCAGUCCCAGUCCCAGAUGCCUCCUUCUCCAGCCUCCGGCAAAGCUCAGAGGGCACCUAUAGCAUCUCCUCCUCCCUGACGGCAGAACCUGGCUCUGCAGGUGCCACUUACACUUGCCAGGUCACCCACAUCUCCCUGGAUGAGCCCAUUGAGACCAGCGCCUGGGCUGCCCCACCAGAGCAGCGAACUAUGGCCUUUGGAGUCCUUUUUGUCAGCAGCCUUUUUCUUCUUGCAGUGCUGUACCUGGGGCUUCAGAGAUGGCGAGCUACCUCACCCAAGGUCUACCAAGACUCCGAGGCCCUCUGGGUAGACACUCGCCUGCCUCAGAGUAAAAAGAAAGCAUAGUCAUGUUCUCCCAGAAGGACUCUAAGCCAAGGCCCAGAGCUCAAAAGGACCCCAAUAAAAGGAUGAAGAAAGCACAGAUCACUGGGGCUCUGGCUCUGAAUAUGUGCAGGACUCUGCCUUCCUUCAUUGUGUCCCUGGGCCAAACAGAAAACGUGAAGAGGUGAGAGGGCAGCAAGAAGGCAGAAUGUCUGGGCAGAGGUUAAAAAAAGAGCCAGAUUUGAGGUGUGG
Messenger RNA from Miniopterus natalensis, 2096 nucleotides. Lineage: Eukaryota; Metazoa; Chordata; Mammalia; Chiroptera; Miniopteridae. The record is from RefSeq and is a predicted model, not a curated record.